This is a messenger RNA of Prorocentrum cordatum, 2296 nucleotides long. NCBI's taxonomy places the organism in Eukaryota, Dinophyceae, Prorocentrales, Prorocentraceae. The record is from the annotation of a GenBank genome assembly.
AGUUGGGCGCCCUGGCGCGGACGGCCGAAGGACCCCUGCAGCGGGACACCCUGGCCACGCGGGCGCCGCCGCAAAAACUGCCCGUUGAGCGCUGGCGCCGCGCAGAGGCUGCGCCGAACGGCGCUCGGGCCUCUCUUUUGGGGGGGCUCUCAUGGGGGCGACCGCUCUUUCGGGCACGCAGUCGGCCCAGAUUAGCAGCCAUCUUGGAGGCCUCUGGGAGGACCACGAACGCAGGGCUUUCGCCCAUCUGCUGCCUGGCCCUCGCGGGUGGUUACACCCAGACGCAUUGCGGGGCCUCGCACAGCUACAGUGCACGCGCUGCGCCCGCGACUUCAUAGACUUCCGGGCUUGGGCCGACGCCGCGAAAAGCAGGGUGUUCAAUUGGGAAGCUCUUCCAGCAGGAGGGCUCCGAGUGGCAGCACGCGCGCAGGACCUUCGUCGUUUGCGACAAGAAUGCGAUCCCCCAGACUGGCGAGCCGCCGUUUGGGCCCACUGGUUCGACUCGAGCUUUCUGUUCAUCUUAGAGCGAGCGGAGGGCCGCGUUCAACGUGCUGCGGGUGGCCCACUUCUAGCCAUGGCCAGUGGGCCCCGUGUACUUGCCGAUUCUGAGAUGGCUCGCCGGCAGUGGCAGCGCGCCCGCUAUCAGGCGCUCCGGCCAGACCGCGAGGAGGCAGCAUAUCGUCACUUACGUCGUCGCCUCGACUCUUGGGCUGUGUCUUUGCUGCCUGGCCGGCGAGUGAACCGAGCCGUGGAGGUCCUGCAGGAUCUGUCCACGCACGCCACGCCGCGCGUCUUCGCGGCCACGCUCCGUACCCUGUGCAGAGGGUGGACUACAAGGUGGCGGUCAGCGGCGUGCCUUCUUCAUUGUGUUCGGGGCGAAGACUGCAUCGAGCACUGCGCGAACUGCCUGGUUUUCCGCAAAUUUACCUGUCAGAAGUUGCGGCUUCCGGAGGCCGCCCCAGCCGAUAGGCUGCUGAGCUUGAGUGGGCUCGCGCAGUCUACGCCGCGCGACCGCCAGGUCUGGGCGAUCGCCAGGUACGCCUUGUACACGGCGCUGUGCAUGCUGCGGCACGGCCACCCGAUGCACGGUCGGCUGGAGGACUUACUUCUGCAGCGUGCCCAUGAAGGAGUGCGCGGGCACCCAGCGGGCAUGCAGAUUCUGAGCGCCGCCAGGGCGGGCCUCCCAUCGCUGCAGGCUUCGCCCACCACUGCUUGUGUCUGUUGUUGCUUCUGCCCCGCCUGUUCUUGUUCCCGGCGCAACGCCGAUACGUUUUGCAGGUGAAUUCGCAUCGUUAUAACCGCCCGAAUGUCUGCCACAUUAUUUUUCUCUGGUCCUGCCCGAGUCUGGGGCCACUUCCGGUUUUCGGGGCCAUGGCUAACGGCUGCGUCGCCAUUGCCUGUGUCAUUGUAGGGGGGCACGAUUUGUUGCCCGGUGUUGGCUGGCCGCCAGCUGGCGCCAGCUGCUUGCCCCCCCCCCCCCCGGGCCCCACGCCUUGGGAGGCAGGGGACCGCCCCUUUUCCUUCUUUUCUCCCUUCCCUCUUCCCCCUCCUGUUCCUGCUCCUUACCCCCCUUCCUGGCUUCUUCCUCCGUCCCCCAGUCCCCCGCUCGUCGUCGUCGUCGUCGUCGUCGUCGUCGUCGUCGUCGUCGUCGUCGUGGUCGUCGUCGUCGUCGUCUCGUUUCGUCGUCGUCGCCGUCGUCGUCGUCGUUCGGGGUUUCGGUCCUCUGCCUUCUCGGGCUUGUGGCCCCCCUGCGGGGGGCUGGGCAUUCGAGGCAGAGGCCUCGGGUCUCACCAACGGUUGCUUGUUGUCUUCUCACCCCUGACUCUCGUACGGCGAGGCACGCGAUUCCGUGUCGCGCCUCGUGGCUAGGGAACCCUCGACGGGUACAUGCGAGGUCUUUUAUUCCAGACGCCUCCUUUCUUCCGUGCUCCGGCGUUCCUCCGCCGUCUCUGCUGCCGCUGCUGCCGCCGCUUCUGCCCUCCUUCGUUCACGUCAAGUUUGACCCAGUGUUUGAUUACCGCACCGCGCGCUGUAUGGCGGGCCUGUGUUCCAGUUUCUAUCCUUUCUUGUCCCUUUUCCUUCUCUUCGUGUUUCGCCCUCCUCCCCAGGCACCAGUGCGAGUCCCACCAUUUUGUGCCAGUAUGGGCUACGCACGCGCGAGUUGAAGUUUACAUUGUAGCCGCGAUCACAUUGAGGCAUCGACGCGGCGGAGGCGGGAAUCUGCCAUGUCAGGUUUUUCCGCGCGUGUUAUCUCGUCUCUUGCGCUCGCAAGUAGUCGCACACUGCACCGAGUGAA